AUGACACUAUCGCUGGCAUCCAUGACUCAUAGCUCCGGGCUCAGUGCUGGGAUCGUCAUGUGCCGGAUGACAUUACACGGGUGGACAUUUGAAGAGUGGAGUAGAGUAGGAGAGGCUAGAGGGCGACAGCCGCAAAGAGAAAGGUAUGAUAAGGCAAUAGGGCAACAAGGCAUGAAGGCAUCUGCGUCGUUAGACACCUGA
Penicillium angulare is the source of this 201-nucleotide messenger RNA. RefSeq lists its product as uncharacterized. The coding region runs from base 1 to 201 and encodes 66 amino acids. The transcript has 2 exons. The record is from RefSeq and is a predicted model, not a curated record. NCBI's taxonomy places the organism in Eukaryota, Fungi, Ascomycota, Eurotiomycetes, Eurotiales, Aspergillaceae.